Messenger RNA from Mobula hypostoma (lesser devil ray), 1611 nucleotides. Its product is annotated as equilibrative nucleobase transporter 1-like. Gene Ontology annotation, molecular function: transmembrane transporter activity. The transcript is spliced from 12 exons. The record is from RefSeq and is a predicted model, not a curated record. The coding region runs from base 1 to 1611 and encodes 536 amino acids. Lineage: Eukaryota; Metazoa; Chordata; Chondrichthyes; Myliobatiformes; Myliobatidae. Gene Ontology annotation, biological process: transmembrane transport.
AUGCGGCGGUUGGGCGAGAGGGUCAAACGGUGUAUAACCUUUGCCACCGGCCUGGUCGAAUGCCUUUGUUUCACCGGUAUGAUUGCUGGUUGGCCCUCGCUCGUUUAUGUGCUGAAGCGGGAUCGGUACUUCGCCGAGCUUUGUGUGACGGCGCACAACUCCAGCGGUCCGCGGGCACCGAAUGCCACCGUGGACUGCACUCUACAGGACGAGCAAUUCACGCUAAUCUACACCAUCUCCACUUUCGUCAUGAACAUCGCGCUGACAGCCAUUGGCUUCAUGUUCGAUUACUGUGGCACCAUGGGGGCCCGCUUCGUGGCCAUCUCCUUCUGCACUUCCGCAACACUGAUGGCCGCCUUCUCCACGGCUGCUUCGGCAAAGCUCCUGUUUCCUGCACUUGCCCUACUUGGACUGGGCGGAGCUAUCUUGCUGAUAUCAAACGUACAGGUUGGAAAUCUAUUUGAAAGCAAGCGCUCUAUUGUUAUCACACUGUACCUCGGAGCCUACAAUUCAUCGCCAGCCGUGUUUCUGGUUGUCAAGGUGUUGUACGAAACUGGUUUCUCCCUGAGAUCCAUCUUCCUAUUCAUCAGCUCCCUGAGCCUCUUACACAUCGUGCGCACUAUCUUUCUGAUGCCACGGACACAUAUCCCAUACCCCAUUCCAGAGGGAUAUACCUACGGGGCGACCUGUAAGAUGUUUAAAUUGAUCACGGUCUGCCGUGAAGAGCAGACGUUCGAUCAGUGGCGCUCCAGCUGGGAAACACCCAGAACUAGGAGCAAGUGCAUGGAACAGACCGGAGGAGGCGUUGAAGAGGGAAGGGACGACGCGGUGGUCGGGGGGAGACACAGGAGGAUGGAGUCCAAAGGGGAUACGGCAGAGAUACAUGGAAGUAAUGAUGGGAAUCUCCAGCCCAAUGGGAAAGAAGAGUCGGUGGCCAGAGACAACCAGGAUCAAAGUCCCUCUUUCAGGAAUUGCAUUUUCUCCCGGCUUUAUCUUACGCACCUCCUCUGGUUCUCGCUUAUCCAGCUCCGUCAUUUCCUGUUUAUCGGAACGCUGAAUCCCAUGCUGAACUUGAUGACGGACGGGGAUCCCAGGAAAGUCAGCAGCUAUACAAACGCCUUCGCGUUCACCCAGAUGUGCGCCAUUUUCUGUGCUCCCUGGAAUGGGCUGAUCCUGGAUCGACACAAACGAAGAGGCUCGGCUGCCCGUCAGCGACUGGAAGACAUGCAGUCAGCGGUUCUCUCUCUCGUUUUCACCGUCAUUUUCUCCGUCCUCUUCUCUCUCUGCGCCACUAUCCCAGUGCUGAAAGUGCAGUUCCUGACCUUCAUCCUACACGUGAUCCAUGUAGCGUUCCUCUACGGAAGUGACUCCGCAUUCGUCGCCGUCGCUUUCCCCCCGUGUCAUUUCGGGAAGGUCUGCGGAACCACGCAGGCUCUCGGGGCCGUGGUCUCCCUCAUCCAGUAUCCGUGUUUCAUUCUCGUCAAGGGACCUUUGAAAAAUAACCCAUUGUACAUGAACGUCGCGUUUAUUGCGCUUGUGACCUUGGCCUUCACCCACCCACUGAACGUCUACCUGUGGUGCAGACGGGAGAGAAUGAAGAGAACGGGGUGA